AUGGCGACCGACCCGGAACAGUCCGAAAGGCGGACCGCAGAAGCAAAUGGCGUUCCUCGGCUGUUUAUCCCGGGUUUCGGCAUGUCCAAGGGUUACAACCAAGUGUCCGACAACGAAGAGCGCGACCUUGUCGACUCGUACACGGAGGUCAUUCCCCCAACCAGUGCACGUCCAGGCGUGCGCAUAAGUUGGCCAGACGAGGAUGGGGACGAACUUGCCGACCUUGCCUCCCUCAAACCGGUGUCGGAAAAUCCAAGGCAAUCCCGAUUCCUGGAGUCUGUUGACGAGCUCUCGCAAAUGAACAGGGCGAAUUCGUUGCAGAGCCUCGAGGGCAAUACGCUCCAGCCGCCGGAAGAAUACUCAAGUGCCUUUCGGCGCGAAAAGGACUGGCUCGCUCAGUAUGCUCAACCGCCCACAAAUUGCCAUUCGAAACAGGAUGUGCAUGUUCGGCGAAUGAGCUGGGGGUUCAUCAUACCUAUCAUCCUAUCCGUGUGGUCUACAGCAUUGAGCUUGUUGUGGCUGCUUGCGGCUUGUAUCGGCAUCCCAUACGGAGACAAGAUAUCAUCGAGUCAGGGUUCGGCUUGGCUGACACCCGCAAGCGCAUCGUUACUUGCCACUGUGGGAGCCAAGUCGAUCGAGAUAUCGUUCGUCACGGUUACAGUCACAUGCAUCGGUCAGGUUCUCACCAGGAGGGCUUUUGCGAAGGAAUCCAAGGGUAUAAGCAUUGCGGAGAUGUCAUUAAGGAAUUGGAUUCUUCAACCGGGAACCAUGUUCACCCACUGGGAAACCGUGCCUCAGCCAAUCAGAACCAAACUGGGCGUAGUAGCCAUGAUCUCUGCUAUUUGCGCAUUGACAUACAUCCCUGCAUCUGACGCUGUGCAACGGCGAGCUAUGCCAACGUUUAUCUCAUCCGAGACUCCUGUACAACCCCCCCAAUCGACCAAGGUCUGGAUUUCAACAGCUCUUCCGGAUCCUGCCUCGACGCCCAAUUUGCUGGCCAAUAAUCAUAUACCCCUGCCAACUGACGAUGAUCCAACGUAUUUUGUCCUGCGCGCAAGUGUCGUCUCGCCUACUGUCGACGUGUUAUGUGCCAACAUGGAACGAAGUGAACUGGACCCACUGGUGUAUACAUCAUGGCCGGGAGCCCGAGUGGAAGACACAGAGGUUCUGGGACAGACGAUUGGCGCCUACGAUUGGCAAACAGAUGUCCCGGUUGCAAGCAAGACGGACUGGCUCAAUGAGACGGCGGUGGACGAAGUCUUUAAAUGGGGCAGCAAAUAUGGCCGUUGGCCGCCAAGCUUUCAGUUGUUUCCGAACGACUGGAACAUGGUCGUUAACGACAGUUCCAAUAUGGGUAAGAAUGACGAAAUAGGCCCGUCAGAUACACUUUACUUCCUCGCGAAAUCAGGAUUGAUCGAUGACUUCACUCUCUGCCAGUUUCAAUCCUGGGUCUCGCCGCUCUGUUAUACAGAAUAUAACAUUACCGGAUCUACAGGCGCAACAAUAACUGCUCUCAAGGGCGACGCGCUAGAGCCAAACCCAUCCUCAGAUUGGCGCCACCUCGCUGCGCAAUGGUGGACGAGCAUGGACCUGGGUGGAGGUAAAUAUAACAACAACGCAUCCAACGCGCGUAUAUUCACACACCUUGUUCUCCGGGAGCCAUCGUUGAACGAAUCACUUCCCACUAUAGCUGAGGCCCUUGCGGUGCUUUCAUCGUCUUCGGUGGUCACUGGCUCGAUACAAGCAACUUUUAAGCAUUAUUGGGGGGGCGCCACCAGCUACAAUGAAACAUUCAAGCCAGCCCCCAUGGACGAAUGGUUCGAUGCUAGAGUAGGAAGGGUAGAGUACACUUCGGGAAUGACUUGGGCUCAAGCCGCUGUAUUCGGGCCCGUACUGCUCUUCACCUUCUUGAUCAAUGUUCUUUGUGCGUUCCUCUUGAUCAAGUUCAGGGGAAGAGUAACGGACUAUAUCAAACCACAGAACAUGAUCGCACUGGCCAUCAACUCACCGCCCAGCAAGGUGCUACGGGGAAGCUGCGGUGGAGGACCGGAGAAGAACCAGAUGACCGCACCGUUCAGGAUCGCCUAUGCAGCCAGUGCGAACCACUAUUAUUUCCAGGAGGCGCCAGACAAAUUCAAGGCAAGACAUAGCCUGUUGAGCUCAAGAAGUGAGGCUGCCCUGUUGGCUGACGGAAGUUACAACAAGAGUUACAAGAGGCUGAGCACUACCAAGCCACUGAUGUAG
Molecule: messenger RNA, 2244 nt
Organism: Anthostomella pinea
Lineage: Eukaryota; Fungi; Ascomycota; Sordariomycetes; Xylariales; Xylariaceae
Source: the annotation of a GenBank genome assembly